AUGUUUUUUGGUGCGGCAAUUGAAGAUUUUUACAUUUCACUUUGUCGCAAAGCUCCACCGACUGAAGGCUUCGUCGCAAAGCAGUUCUUUACUUUGGAUCUCUUUGGCCCCAAGGAUUCUCCUUCAUCAUCCACCUCCACUGGACUCUUUGGGUCCCUUUUUAGCUCAUCCUCUACGGGUCAUGGAAAAAGCAGGAUUUGGGAGGUCAAUAUGACAAUGCCAAACAUGGAACUUCAGUUAUAUGACUCAAAGUGGAUGCAUACCCUGCAAGGACAAGAGUUCCAUAUAUCAAAAUGAAACUGUAGAACCAUGCUAUUUCAGCUCAUCAAUCUAUUAUGGAGGGCAAGAAGUUUAUUCUUCAAAUAGCCAGACCGCUACUUCUCAGCACAUUUUCACGAAAGAUGGUGGAGUUGAUGAUCAGAAUGGAAACAACAUAAAUAGUGCUUCAAGAGGAAAUUGGUGGCAGGGAUCUCUGUAUUACUGAAGUCUUUAUUGAGCUGAUGCAAAUUCUCCAUCCAAGAACCAUGGUAAAGUAGCGAUUAGUCCUUGCACUGAUUGGUUUAAGAUUUCCGUUUCUUUUCUUAGAAUAAGCAGCCGUGUGUUCUAGAUGCAUGUCUAGAAAUCAAGAUGCUAAUUUUUUGUAGAAAUU
Molecule: messenger RNA, 649 nt
Organism: Ilex paraguariensis (yerba mate)
Lineage: Eukaryota; Viridiplantae; Streptophyta; Magnoliopsida; Aquifoliales; Aquifoliaceae
Source: the annotation of a GenBank genome assembly